Messenger RNA from Pistacia vera, 1866 nucleotides. RefSeq lists its product as uncharacterized. Bases 127 to 1689 code for a protein of 520 amino acids. The transcript has 4 exons. The record is from RefSeq and is a predicted model, not a curated record. NCBI's taxonomy places the organism in Eukaryota, Viridiplantae, Streptophyta, Magnoliopsida, Sapindales, Anacardiaceae.
CAGGUCCUCUUUUCUUUUAGCGAGCUGACGACUUCUCCUCCCGCAAACCAUCGACUUCGAGCUUCAAAAGAAGGACUUGUUUUUUAUUCUAAUUGUUAUGUGUGAGAACAGUUUGAGGAUAAAAGAAUGGUUCAGUUGUUUUUGUCGAAGCCUAAUCGGGAAGAUGAUGGAGAUAUUGACUCUGCCAAACUGAUAAUAUCUCUUUUGAAUGAAUUGGAAUCUGUUAUCUGGUCUCUGAUAACUUCUGGAGGGCGGUCGGAGGCUCGACUAUGGCUUUGCAACACUAUAUCAGGUAUAAGUUCAAUCAGUGCUGACCAGCAACGUGAGCUAUUUGUGAAAUUGCUGAGGUCAAAGCGACUGAGUCGAGGUUUAGCCUCUCAACUUUUGCAAAUGAUAUUUGAGAAGAAGCCUUACAAAGCUGGCCGCGUCUUGGCCAAGAAAGGUUACGUGCUUGAGAAGUUCUUUGAAGGAAAUCCCACGCGCAUACUGCAAUGGUUUUCUAAUUUUUCUGAUGGUGGUGGAGGAUUGGGACACCAAAAAGGUGCAAAAGCACUAUCCCAAUUUGCUUUUGUUAAUCGAGAUAUUUGUUGGGAGGAGCUUGAGUGGAAGGGAAAACAUGGGCAAUCACCUGCAAUGGUUGCUACGAAGCCCCAUUACUUUCUAGAUUUGGAUGUCCAAAGGACAGUAGAAAAUUUCCUUGAAAAUGUGCCUGAAUUUUGGUCAUCCAAUGAGUUUGCGGAGUCGGUAAAAGAUGGUGAGAUCUUGUACAUUGAUACAAAAUUCUUUAUAGAAUUGUUUAUUAAUUUGAUGUAUAAAGAAGAUGCAAGAGAUGUAUGGGAAGUUAUAACUGAGUUUCUUGUAGAGGAAUCUUUCUCAUCCUUAUGUCACCGCCUUCUUAUUAUCCUUGAAGAGCAGGAAUUCUGCAUUUUCCUGGAGUUGCUGUGUAAAUAUAUUAACACAAGAAUGGAAGCUAAAGAUUUUGGUACCACAUCUUACUGGCUUGAGAUUAUACUUUCUAGGUGUAGUGAUUGUAAAUCUAUUGAUCGGCUACUUUUGUUAAAUUCUGUUAUCAAUCAAAGACGCCAACUUCUUGGGUUCUUACAUGAUGGUGAAUACCAGGAAGAACAAGCAAAAAUUAAAGAUAUCGUGCUACAGAUUAGCACAGCUUCUCUCAAAGUCAACAGUUUGUCUUCGAUUUUGAAGGAGUGCUUAAAGUUAAGUACCGCGGAAGCAAUUAAAAUAAUGGGACUUCAUUCUUGGGUCAUUUAUUCUAGGCUAUCCGAGGAAGACUGGACUCUGGAGUCUUGGGAAUCGUUAUUUGUGAGCAAUGGAAUACAGUCUCGCAAAUCUGAUAAAUAUGUAUUGCUAAAGCAUGAUGAAUUGUCAGAAGAAAGUGGGUCAGACUUGGAUAAUAGAACGUCAAAUAGAAGUAGGCACAAGAAGAAGAAAAAAAAUAGAAAGAAAAGGAGAAGGAAUUAUGAUGAUGAUGAAAGUUAUGACAACGAGUUGCUGGAUUUUGAUACCUCAGAUAGUGGGCGAAAUUUGCAAUCUAGGGCUAUUAGCUGGGUGCUCUCCACUGAUGGGUUUUCUGCAUCAUGGACUAGUGCGGAUUUACCGGAACACCUGUCAAAACAUUGCUUGGCUACAUGGAUGAAGUGGCUUGUUAACCAGUGGAGCAAUGUGGCUUAAUUUCCAGAUGGUUACUUUUAUCCAGUUUCAACUGACUGAUAAACUUCAAGAACUUUUAUGGAACUGGACUUAUUUGAUGGUGUGUAAACAGAUCAUCAGACUGCAGCUUCGUCUCAAACUCUCAAUAAAAUUUUGACAGCCGAGAAGGCUACACAUGCAACUUAAAUUUGAUCUGAU